Messenger RNA from Anoplophora glabripennis (Asian longhorned beetle), 1793 nucleotides. RefSeq names its product protein pinocchio (gene Pino). The coding region runs from base 517 to 1095 and encodes 192 amino acids. The transcript has 5 exons. NCBI's taxonomy places the organism in Eukaryota, Metazoa, Arthropoda, Insecta, Coleoptera, Cerambycidae. The record is from RefSeq and is a predicted model, not a curated record.
CUCAUGAAUUUUUAAUAGAAAUUCUUACAAUCCGGCUCUGUUUGAUAAGAUUAUAAAAAAAAUAAGGUGUAGUUUCACAUGUAGGAAGGGCUUUGAAAACAAUACACUUUGCCAACUUAAAAAUAGAUCUGAAUUAAAAAACAAAUGACCAACAAAUAACUCUUCAACAAUCUAAAAAUACGUACUCUUAUCAUCGUAAUAAUGCAAUAAUCCCUAUCACCUGCAAUAAAAAAAAACAAGGAAUUCGUAGUUCGCGUCAAGCAUUCAAUCUAUAUAGCUGCAAUAACUGCAUAAUCACAAGAACUCAUAAAAGUAAAUAAGAAACAGCUAGCACUUCUCUCUCUUUGGGAAGUCUUCGACCUGUGUGCUGCAUUCCAAGCAGGCCAAGAAAAGUUAAAAGCAGUGAGUAGGUUUUGCUCCGGGCGGUUGCUUCGCGUCUGUUUGCAGUUUGCACUUUGAUCCAAAAUUUCUGGUUGUUUGGGGAGUUAUAUUUAAAAAAACUGGUACAUAGUCAAGAUGCUGCGCGUGGAGAGCAACACCAAGCUUGAGGGGUUCACCGAGUUCGAGGAGGGCAUCCUCUUCGAUGAGGACGAUCCGGACUUUGACGGCAGUGCCCUGCAGAACAUGCCCAUCCUUUUCCGAAUGCCAAGCACCAUGUCUCUCGCCAGCGUUCAUCCAGCCGAACUGCAUUCAAGUCGCAGUUCACUGACCACCCUGAGCCACAGCCUGGACGACAUCGCAGACGCAUGCUGGGGCGCCCAGAUGCACUCCGAAGCCGUCAUGACCAUCGAGGAGCUACGCAACCAGCUCAACUGCUGCUUUAGCUGUGGCGUCUCCUGGGCCGACAGCCACGUCUCCCUCGAUUGUAGCGAAUGCGGGGGCUAUGCCCUGGAACGUCCAUGCCCCGUCUGUGAAGGAACCUGUGGUACGUCGUGGAAGAGGGACCUGUCCAUGUCGCACGCCAGCGGUAGGGCUCGUUGGACGGGAGAAUGCACCCGCAGCUCCUGCACGGCGCCCCAACAACACACCCCCAAGGGCUCCGCCAUCGCCCAGGAACUCAGUUCACGCAUGGAGAAGCUAAGCGCCAACUCAUGACGCCAUUUCACUCUCUAAUCGAAUUUUAGAGUAUAAGCCUAGGUUAAAAUUGUACGUUACUACAGGGACUGUAUAUUUAUUUGUGUGCCGGGAAUUUUUUGUAACGUCUUCAGUCGUCCUGAAAACCUUUUUCAAAAAUUCUCGUCACCGGCCACCCCAACAUCCGCUACUGUGAGCAAAAGCAUCGCAGGGUUCUUUAUUUUUAGGGAAAAAUUUGUUUUACAUUAAAACCAGGACCAGGACGUAUCGGAUUAGGAUGUUUUUUUUUUCGUAAUAUCUCCACUCGAAAGGCUGUUUUAGUUCCCUUUUCUUAAUUAAGACUCGGCUGCAACCGGAACUAGUUGGCGACGUUGAAUGGUUGGCUACAUCAUUUUGGAUUGGACAUGGAAAAUUAUCAGUUUAAUAAGUUAAUAGCAUGAAAAAAUUGUAAUUUUUUUGCAACGUUACCAACUGUUCUCGGUAGCCCCCCCCCCUAAAAUUAAGGCGGCUAAUUUUUUUGUAUCUAGGUAUAUUUUCUAUGUGAAAUAUUUUCUAUGUGUAUGCUAUUGUAUCUUUCCCGCGGUUUUGUUUUUAUAAUUUGUGAUAACAAAACGCCCUUUUGUUAUCCGUCUAUAGACAAAUCUGAAUUUGUUAUUUUUUAUGACUGAUUGAAAUAAAUGUAUUGUGUAAACUUAAAAAUAAAGUAUGCAUACAACAAG